Messenger RNA from Spodoptera exigua (beet armyworm), 4287 nucleotides. The record is from the annotation of a GenBank genome assembly. NCBI's taxonomy places the organism in Eukaryota, Metazoa, Arthropoda, Insecta, Lepidoptera, Noctuidae.
AAUUCAUCCACAGGGUAAACAGAUGCACCAGAUGUGUGUCAUACGUAGUGAUUAGCGUCCUUAUAAAACAUGAACAUUCGCUCGAACUCCGAUACAAAGGGAUUAGCCGUUGACGCAGUCAAGCUCUCUCAAGAUCACGAACUUUUAAUAAAAGAUCACGAUGUUUACUUUCAAAUUAUUGUGCGUAGUACUAUUUAUAGCCAUCGUGUACGUUGAGUCUAAGCCGUUAGAGGACACAAAGCCUCUUGAAGAAACAAAACAAAUGGCGCCUCAGAUUGACGAUGGAGAGAUGAUGGAAGGAGCAGAGUCCCAAAAUCCGUUCUUACCGCGCUUUGCUAUGAAAAAGUUAAGGGAGCGCAGUGAGAAGGCUAACGCUCAGAGAAGGAAUUAUCAAGGCUGGAGGAGAUGGAAUGCACCACAAAGGGUUCCGUGCCCGGACAGAUAUUAUUAAAUAAAACCGCAAUGAAGCUACUUAUAAGUUUAAUUUUAACGGCGGGAGUCGCCUCUGUGAUUGCUAACCCUGUGACCCUUGUAACUCAAGAAGAAAGUAUAAAUAUAGCGAACGAACCAUCUUUGACAGAGACAAGUGUAACAGAAAUAAACACACAAGAUGCAACAGUGCCCAAAAGUGAUCCGGAACCAACCAAGGUACAAAUCAUUACUGAAGAAUUAGUGCCAGAACCUAAUAUUGUGGAAGAAGUUCCUAAAUUCGACAACGGCGAAGUUGAUAUUGUAAUCGAAGAAAGUGUGACACCUUUAGAAGUUGUAGCCGAAGAACAGAAUGAGGUCAAAAUUGACGCUGACGACUACUUGCACCCAGGGGACCAGCUUAUUGACAAUAUUUUGGCUGAAAGAAUUAAAGAUGAAAUAAUGGAUACAGCCGAAGGAUUUGCACCUCUUCCACUGCAAUUGAGGAAAAAGCACAGGCAACCUGCGAGGCGACGGUUUGCCAUACGCCGCCGUUACCCAGCGUACCCUUACCCAUACACGCCGUACAGAAGAAUCUCAUAUUACAAUCCCUACUACUAUUAUCGCCCUAGCUCUCUAAGAUUUUAUUAAUAUUAAGCUGUAUUCUUAGUAUUUAAUCUAUUUAUUGUAAAUUAUUUAUGACAAAUAAAAGAAAACACGUAAGUAGUGAUUCAUUUCAUAUUCAUAUUUAUUUCUACAAAAUCUAUAAGCACAAUUGCCUUCCCAACAAAAUCAUUUCAAUAUCAUUAUAUUAUUUUAUCUAUUUACAUUGAUUGGUUAUAAUUGCAUUUUAUACAUGCAAUAGGUACCUAACUUAGAAAAACAUUGUACACUAAUUGGAUUAUUCUCAUGGCAGUUGCGAUCAGUGAUUCUUUCAUUUGCAACUGUGCAUGGAUUAACAAUCGUCUUUUUUACAUUACAUUUGUAAAGUAUGACACAAAUAUGAUAUUCGAUCACUUAGUUUUUGAAUCACAAAUUUCCUUAGACAAUAAAAGAACAAGGUCAUUAAAGUAAAAAUCAGCAACUACUUUACAUAGAGAGAAAAUUACGAAUAAUUUACUUGAUAAAUAAAUAUCGUUCAAUAACAUUACCCAAGGAAUCAUAAUUAUUGAGUUGUAAACAAUAUAUUCAUUAAUGUUCACGUUAAAGUUUAUUCGUACGUGGUUAUAAAACCCGAAGUCUCGCCCUGCGGUAGUGCGAGAUUGUACACUGAGACUCAUUUGCCGGGACCCACGAGCGCUUCAUCCAUGAGUUCGUCGUCGGUGAUGCACGGCGAGUUAGAGUGCGGCGAGGGUGCCACGAGCGGCGACGGCGCGGGGCUUUUAGCCAGCUGCAGGGCGAGAGCCGGCGAGGACGGGUAUACCGGCCGCACGGCCACCAAGCCAGACACCUUGCUGCCCGACGAUGAAGAGAAGUCCAGUAACAUCUCAGCGGCUUCCUGCGGAGUCGUUGCUCCACUUCGUGCCACUGCACCGCUUGCUGGCGGCUUCAUGCAUGAGUCAGCGCCUUUCCUGUCUUCCGAACUACCUUUUGGAGCAGCAAACCCCUUUGCCAUUUCCGUUUUAAAAUCCAAAGGCAUAAUAGGAAAUGACGACGUAAAACCAUCUUUCGAGUCGUCCUUAUUUCUCACAGGGCUUUCCCCUUUUGAUAUACUUUCAGCCAUGGCCUUAGAAAAUUCUAGAGGCCGAUCAGACUGAUCGUUUUUUCCAGGCGGUAUAGUUUUAGGGCUCAUGCUACCCAUAUUGAGCAGUGGCUUUGGCACAUUUAACGGGUAGGCCGACUUUUGCAGCGAGUCAGUCGUUCUGGCUCCUUGAUUGUCGAAGUGAGGAAAUGGAUAUUUACUUUGUUCCAGUGAACGAGCAAAGUCGUUAACCAAUGAUCUUUGAUCGUACUGACUCGCAGGGCUGUUCUUGUCUGGAGUAUUUUGGUUUUUCAAUUUUGGUAUUUGAAAUUUACUUGUAUCGAGAGGCUUGAUCAAGCCUUCUACUAGAAAGUUAGAUUCUUUGGACCCCUUAAACCGUUCCCCGUCUACUUCAUCUCUAGAGCCGCUGGGGCUGGAAUGCCGUUCUGAUUUAGAAGAAAAAAUAGAUUUUUCCGAAUUAGUCAUGAGUUUAGUCCUGGCCUUCUCUCUUUCUCUGUCUCGAAUAAUCUUGGCGAGGUCCGUGCUACUGCUCUUGGGGGAUCCAGAACUAGAUUUAGAACUAGAUUUCGACAGAUUUAUACCGGCAUUACUAGUGCUUGAUGAUUUAGAAUAAGGCACUUUGGGCAUAUUAGGAUUACUAGAUCCGGAGGAAUCUGAAGGGCUCAUGUUUGCUUUCGGUGGUGUUGAGCCGGAGGUGACGCUCCCAGAUUUAGAAGAUUGCAUAGCUUGAGUCUUUUUUGAAGCGGGACCACUUAUGACCCCUGGUUUCAAACCAGUGUGAGUUUUGGGAGAGCCUUGACUCGGGGGAGUGAGCUGGGGCGACUUGGAACUUGAGCUACUGUAGUUUAGUUUGGAACUACUGCUCGAAGAAUCUUUUGUUCUAGUUUUAUUGAUAGUAAUCUUCAUACCGUCGGAGCUUGGCUUCACCAUGUACUCCUGAUUUUUGCUAUCGCUAAGUUUUCCACUACUGCUGGGCGUACUUGUUUUUGGAUCUGAAAACUUAGCACUACUGGAAGAGCUACUAGAUUUUGCACUGAUUUCAGAAUCUGUGCCACAGUGCUGCGCAGACUUGAGCUUGUCUAUGACAGCACUGAGGGAACCUUUCCUGUUGCGAGCCUGGCUCGGAGCGUUAGAUUUGUUUACUUCAAUGUUAGGUGGGGAAAUCAAAGGCUCCGUUACAGGGCUAUCACAGGUUACGGGGGUUAUUUCUAAUUGUUUCAAUUUAAUUGGAUUUUUUAAUUUAGGGCUACUCCUAUCGGAACUAGAAAAAGAUAAACUGGAAUGUUUCUUUUCUUUAUCCCUAGAUGUCACUGAGCUAGAGCUAUAGCUGUCUUUGGAUAACUUUUUAGUGAGAUCAUACCCUGUCGUACCUGAUUUACCUGAGGGCGAUCCGCUGGUCGCCGAUUUGAGAGCUGACAUACUUGGUUUUCCCGACCCCGAAGAACUGUGCUUAGGGGACGAGACGCUGUGGUUUUUUGGACUCGAAUAACCAGGUAAAUGUUUAGGACUAUUCUGAACGGGAGAAUGUCUGGGGCUAUUGUGGUGACUAGAUGUCCCCGACGGCUUACCCAUCCCCUUCACAGUGCUAGGACUCGGCGAUUUAGUAAUCGAAACAGAUCGGCCGUGCGUUGGGCUUGGACUAAAUUUUCGUAUAAGGGAGUUUGGGGAAGUCGCGCGUAAAGGGGACCCAUCAGUAGGUUUGAUGCUCACCGAGACCGGCUUAGUGAGCGGGUCUUGUUUAGGAGGUACUUUCUCUGGCGGUCCCAUUGAGUCAUCCCUCCUACGUUUCUUCUUCUUUUCCUUACUCCGCUCUUCCCCCGACCUACUCGAUUUCUUCUCAGAUCUAAUACGAUCAUCAAGCGUUUUCAUUUGUGAUGAUGUUAUUGGAGUUAUUGUUAUGGAGCUGGGCAGGGCGGCUGGUGCGGCCGCAGUGAUGGGGAUUAUUUCAAUGCCGGGCCGCCUGUCCAGACAUAACAUGGAGGAGAUGCUGGAGCCGGUGCCUGCGUUGGGUGUAUUCGAUGUCGUACCAAUAGGAGUUAUGCUUACCGAAGAAGGCAUGUAAGACUUUCCUUCAGUUAAAUCCAAAAGGAGCGAAGACGUGCUUCUGUUUGUGCGUAAUUCGGAGUCUUUGCUUUUAAGUUUUUGCCUUUUGUGAUCAGACUUGUGAAAAGAAUUCC